Molecule: messenger RNA, 2666 nt
Organism: Paramecium primaurelia
Lineage: Eukaryota; Ciliophora; Oligohymenophorea; Peniculida; Parameciidae
Source: the annotation of a GenBank genome assembly
AUGAGCAAUUUAAAUUAAAACCAUUGCGUUCAUCACAAUAAAGAAUUAACAUAUUUCUGUGAAUCAUGCGAAGAACCAAUCUGCAAGCUUUGUACUACUUUAGGACCACAUAAUUACACAGUAAGAGAAUAAGGAAUGAAUUUAGUUACAUCGAAUUAAUUCAUUGUAAGAAGCGUUUAAGAUGAGAGUUGAACAUAUAAAAUAAGAAAUAUUGCAUAAUAUUUUACCAAAGAGAGAUGAAAUAUUUGCUUAGAUAAAUAGAAUUGAAUACAGAAUUUAAGAGAUUAAAUAUGUUAAAAAUAUUAUUGAACGAGAUUGCAGAGCUGAAAUGAAUGGAAUAGAGGAUCGUUUAAAUUAAGCUGAAUCAAUGAAAUAAACAAUUCUUUAACAUUAAAUAUCAGUGAUAUAAUAGUAAGUAUUAUUGAAUAUAUGAUAUUAGGGAUUUAGAUGAGAUGAAUGAUUUGGCAAUUUAAUUUUUUAAUUUAACAAAAAAGAAUGAUUACCUUGAAUUUUUAUUUGAUAGUUAAAGUCUAUUGGAUAGAAUUGAAUUUUUGAUUGCAAAACCAUAUAAUAAAGGAUUAGAUGAGAUUCCAGAUGAUUUACCUAGAGAAUUAACUGAUUUAAGAUUACUAUUAGGUAAGAUGGAGGGACAAUAGUAAUUACUUGAAAUUCUAAAUGAGAUUAUAUGGAGAAUGAUAAAUGAGAGAAAACAUGAAGAGGAAUUAUCAUAAUAAAUAUUAAAAAGACAUUCAGAAAAUGAGAUUAAAGAAUGGUAAAAAUUGGUGGAAUUCUUUACUGAAUAAUUAAAAGAAUCAGAAAUGAUAUGUUAUUUUUGUAAUGAACCAUUAGAUAUAAAAACAAUAAAUAAAACAUGUAAGAAAAAUAAGGAUGAUAUUCCUGAUAAUUGUAAAAAAAAGUGAAUUUUAUUUUAGUUAUUGGAUAUACAAUUGAAAAACCAACAGAUUAAUAGACAGGAACCAAGAGACAUUUUUAUGGACAUGCUGUUUUAUAAGCUAANUUAAAUAAAAUUGCAAUAUGCACUAAAAUAACAAAUGAUUUUUUCAUUAAUUAAUAAAUUUAGGGUAUUUUUAACAUGAAUCUCUUACAUAAAAUCAGUUUAGAGACAAUAAAUAUUUAUGAUAAAAAUAUUAAACUAUAAUUGAGAAUGUAAUAAAUUAAAAAAUGGUUGUCAAUUUAAAAAAUUAAUAAAAAUUUUCAUUUCAAAUACAAAGUUAUUUAAUAUUUUAUAAAUAAAUGAGCAAUUUAAAUUAAAACCAUUGCGUUCAUCACAAUAAAGAAUUAACAUAUUUCUGUGAAUCAUGCGAAGAACCAAUCUGCAAGCUUUGUACUACUUUAGGACCACAUAAUUACACAGUAAGAGAAUAAGGAAUGAAUUUAGUUACAUCGAAUUAAUUCAUUGUAAGAAGCGUUUAAGAUGAGAGUUGAACAUAUAAAAUAAGAAAUAUUGCAUAAUAUUUUACCAAAGAGAGAUGAAAUAUUUGCUUAGAUAAAUAGAAUUGAAUACAGAAUUUAAGAGAUUAAAUAUGUUAAAAAUAUUAUUGAACGAGAUUGCAGAGCUGAAAUGAAUGGAAUAGAGGAUCGUUUAAAUUAAGCUGAAUCAAUGAAAUAAACAAUUCUUUAACAUUAAAUAUCAGUGAUAUAAUAGUAAGUAUUAUUGAAUAUAUGAUAUUAGGGAUUUAGAUGAGAUGAAUGAUUUGGCAAUUUAAUUUUUUAAUUUAACAAAAAAGAAUGAUUACCUUGAAUUUUUAUUUGAUAGUUAAAGUCUAUUGGAUAGAAUUGAAUUUUUGAUUGCAAAACCAUAUAAUAAAGGAUUAGAUGAGAUUCCAGAUGAUUUACCUAGAGAAUUAACUGAUUUAAGAUUACUAUUAGGUAAGAUGGAGGGACAAUAGUAAUUACUUGAAAUUCUAAAUGAGAUUAUAUGGAGAAUGAUAAAUGAGAGAAAACAUGAAGAGGAAUUAUCAUAAUAAAUAUUAAAAAGACAUUCAGAAAAUGAGAUUAAAGAAUGGUAAAAAUUGGUGGAAUUCUUUACUGAAUAAUUAAAAGAAUCAGAAAUGAUAUGUUAUUUUUGUAAUGAACCAUUAGAUAUAAAAACAAUAAAUAAAACAUGUAAGAAAAAUAAGGAUGAUAUUCCUGAUAAUUGUAAAAAAAAGUGAAUUUUAUUUUAGUUAUUGGAUAUACAAUUGAAAAACCAACAGAUUAAUAGACAGGAACCAAGAGACAUUUUUAUGGACAUGCUGUUUUAUAAGCUAAAAUGCCUAAAUUAUAGGAAGAAAAAAAGAAAUUACCUAGUGCAGUGAUUAUUGAAGGAAUUAUGUCUAAGAUAAAAGUAAGAAUGUAAGAUAAAUAAGUUAAAUUAUUAGAAAUCUUUUAAGAACAUGAUAAUGAUAAGAAUGGUACUAUAUAUAAUAAUAAUUUUAGGUUAUGUAAAUGAAAUAAUAUUCAAUUAUAUUAUGCAAGAACAUUUGUAAUUGAUUGAUGAAGAGAUUGAAAAUAUUGUAAUGUUUAUGGAUUGCAAAAAUGAUAUUAAUUACAAUAUACUUUUUAAUAUGUUGAAAAGUUCAAAUUUGAUUUAAAAAAUGGAGACUGAUUUAAUAUAAAAAUAUAGGCCUCCAAAGAGUAAAAAAAGAACACCAUCCUAAAAUUGA